Molecule: messenger RNA, 363 nt
Organism: Capsella rubella
Lineage: Eukaryota; Viridiplantae; Streptophyta; Magnoliopsida; Brassicales; Brassicaceae
Product: thionin-like protein 2
Exons: 2
Coding region: 1-363 (120 amino acids)
Source: RefSeq, a predicted model, not a curated record
AUGGAGAACAAAAGAAUGACCAUGUUAGUUGUGUUCAUGAUGUUGGUGAUGGGAAACAUUUUGAUUGAAACAGAGGCUAUAGCUUUUAAGGAAUGUUACACACCUUGUGUUGUGGCGUGCGGUAGUGUUGCGCAUGGGAUUACUAAAGCUAUGUGUCCUUUCACGUGUCUUAAGGAAUGUAUACAUUCUAAACCUUCUUCGGUUGCAAAUCUAAAAGAAACUGACCAUACUGAUUUUUUCUGCAAACUCGGAUGUGCUACCACUCGUUGUCUUUCAUCUGCCUCAAUCGAAGAUAAGGAUCAUGUGGAGAAAGUUUCAGUAUGCGUGGAUUCAUGUUCAGAUAUGUGCUCCCGCAAGAACUAA